AUGGAACAAGAUAGAACAGAUCGCCGCAGACCUUUACUGCCACACCCUCAACUCCGGUAUAACUCCCCGACACGUAGACCGGUGGCUGGGUCUGUUGUGGCCAGUGGAUCGCCAGAAAGAAGAAGAUUGAUAAGAGAGAUGGAGAAGAGUAGAGAGAAUGAAAGAAUGGCGUAUAAAAGAAGUUCAAGUUCUCAAGAUUCUCAGGAUUAUUCUCUAAAUAGAUCUCCAGGUGGUGGAUCUCCAGUUAGAAAGGCUCAAAAGAAAGUCCAAUUUGCAAAUCCCACAAUAGACAAUGAACAAUUGACUCAAUCUUUUAAGGAAAUUGACCAAAGAUUAUUGGCCAUUGAAACCAACCAGAAGGAGUUCAAUGAUAGAAUUGAAAUGAAAUUAAAGGAGAUCCUUGAAAAGUUGGAUUCACUACAGAAAUAA
Lizanozyma spartinae is the source of this 429-nucleotide messenger RNA. RefSeq lists its product as uncharacterized. The coding region runs from base 1 to 429 and encodes 142 amino acids. The record is from RefSeq and is a predicted model, not a curated record. The transcript has a single exon. NCBI's taxonomy places the organism in Eukaryota, Fungi, Ascomycota, Pichiomycetes, Serinales, Debaryomycetaceae.